GUGAGAUUGACAAAGUAGAAGUUUAACAUUUAGCCACUGAAAAAACAGAGGAAGCGUGUUUCCACACACGUACAAUUAUUAUAUAGAGACCUUUUGGUCCAGUAAAAUAAUCCCUCAUAAAAAUUAGAAAAAAAAAACGAGAGUCGCUACAAUUAGCCAAUCCUUCUUAAUGUUAUUAAAUAACUCGACCUUAUGACAAAAAACAGCUAAUCAAGAACCCAAAAGAAAAAGAAGCCAUGGCAAUAAUCAGAAUGAAAUCCAAGUAUACAGUCAAACCAGCUGAGCCAACAUGGAAUGGCAUUCUACCCUUAUCAGAACUUGAUCAAAUUUCAGUAAUUACACAUUCAUCCGUCUUAUACUUUUACGAUAAACCAAUAAAAGAAGAAUGGCUUAAUCCAUCAAACAACAAAAUCAUGAAAACCCUUAAAGAAUCCUUAAGCCAUGCCUUAGUCCCAUUUUACCCAUUAGCAGGUCGACUGAGUUUCAAAGGUGAAGGACGAUUCGAACUCGAGUGUAAUGCAAUGGGAGCAGAGCUCGUCGAGGUCGAGUCUACCAUGAAACUGGCUGAUUUUGGUGAUUUUUACUCUUGUACAAAAAAGUUGCGGGAACUUCUCGUUCCAAUGAGUUAUUACACGAAACCAAUCCAAGACUUACCUGUGCUCGCAGUGCAGAUAACUCGAUUCAGAUGCGGCGGCCUUAGUCUUGGCAUGUCAAUGUCCCACGUCGUUGCUGAUGGGCGGAGUGCAUUCCAUUUCAUCAAGGAAUGGGGUAGGCUUGCCUUAGGUAAGCCACUAGAAGAAGCACCUUUCCUCGAUCGUCGCAUCUUGCGAGCUGAAGCUCAUCAGAGAACAGUAGUUGAUCAGAGUGAACGGAUGAACUACUUUAGUCAGCUGCGUUUAGGUGAAGAUAAGUGGGGGAAGCAGGUAUCUCCAACCUUUGUUGUAUUGACAAAGGACAUGAUUAUGAGGCUUAAGGAGGUGGCCAAUAGUAUUAGUAACCGGGAAAUUGUGAAGGACCAUCUGCGUCGUCCUUACAGUCGGUUUGAAGUUGUUGCAGCUCAUGUAUGGAGAUGUGUUUGUAAGGCACGCGAGCUCAAGAGCGAGGAUAUGUCAACGUUAAUGGUUGCUGUUGCCGCACAUGACAGAAUGGAGCCCCCAUUACCUUCAAGCUUCUUUGGAAACGCUGUAGUUGAUGCUGAAAUAUCUAGCAGCGUUGGGGAGCUGAUUUCAAGGCCACUAAGCUACGCUUGUAGUAUAGUCAGGGAGGCGAUCCAGAAGGUGACUAAUGAGUAUAUCUUAGCAAGCAUCGAGUUCUUGAAAAAACAGAAAAACCUAACCAAGUAUCAAUACAUUGAUGAUCGGGGAAUAAUGGAAGGUCCUGCGUAUGGUGAUCAUAACAUAACGGUUGUAAGUUGGUUAAACCUUUCCAGUCAUGGAGUAGACUUUGGAUGGGGAAAGGAGAUACAUAUGGGACCUCCUAUAGUCCAAACUUGUGAUGGUGAUAUUCAUCUUUCUCCUUAUAAGAACGACGGAUCCUUGAUAGUUGGUGUGUGCUUGCAACCUAACGAAAAAUUUGUGAAAUAUAUAACCUCUCCCAUUGUGUAAAUUGAAGCUAAGGCAUGCAUAUGGAAAGAUGUCAGAGAAAUUGUUUUAUGAACCUUGUGUUCUGAGGUGUUCUUCGACUCCAAUAAAGAAGUAUUUCACAAAUUUCUGGGAAAAAACUUGUGUUCUUCUAGGAAUUCUAAGGUGUUCUUCGACUCCAAAAAAGAAGUAAAAGAAAACUCUAGGUGUUAUAAGAACCUUGUGUUCUGUUUUACAUUA
Messenger RNA from Beta vulgaris subsp. vulgaris (sugar beet), 1820 nucleotides. RefSeq names its product spermidine hydroxycinnamoyl transferase. Gene Ontology annotation, molecular function: acyltransferase activity, transferring groups other than amino-acyl groups. The transcript is spliced from 2 exons. Lineage: Eukaryota; Viridiplantae; Streptophyta; Magnoliopsida; Caryophyllales; Amaranthaceae. The record is from RefSeq and is a predicted model, not a curated record. The coding region runs from base 237 to 1604 and encodes 455 amino acids.